GCCUUUUAGUUCGUUGUGAGAUUCUCACUUGUAGUUCUGUAAAUCAUAUAUAGGUCUCUAACUAUAUACCCGUUUUCUCCUGACUCGAUCGAUCUCCAUGUAUGUUAAUUAAAUUUGCAGGAGUGAUUAUUGCCAGCUAGUUAACAAGUUCGAUCUUUGGGUGGGUGUACGUUAAUGGUCAGUGUCUACAGUGCUAUAUAUAGUGUCUCAUAAUAGAUAAGCUAGCUUGAGACGAUAUGUUCAACCAGCAUCCGAGUGAAGUAGCAAUUGACUUAAGUACUUCACAUCGAAGUUUAACGAGGGAGUCCGACCAAGAAUAUAAAGGCGAACUGUGGCAAAUAUUAUCAGAGAAAAUACUUGAUCCAAGUGAUUCUGAGCCAACGAGAUAUUUUCCAAUAUGGGAAGAUAAGAUAUUUCUAAUAUGUUGUGCAUUUGCUGUCCUCUAUAAUCCUUUGUUCAUGUACCUUCCUGUAAUUUAUCCUCAAAAACUGUGCUUCGAAUGGGAUGUGAGCUUGAUGUGGAUAUAUGUUGGUUUGCAAUCAGCCAUUGAUAUGUUUUACGCCAUGGAUAUUUUUAUUUUUUCUUGGCGAAUUCGUGGUGAGCGUAAUGCUAAAAUGACAGUUAAUGCACAAAUGCUUCAAUGGUUACCUAUUAUACAUCGCAUUUAUCUAUUUCUUCCCAUUUCACAGGCAGUAGUGCUCCUAGGAUAUUUUGAAACCAAUCAAGUUUUGUAUAAAGUUCUUCGAGUUUCCUUCUAUCCAAUCCAAUAUACUCUACGGGUUUAUUGCACUUUUGGAUUGAAUAAGCAACGUCCUAACGUAGAAUCUGGAAUAGGAAGAUGGCUUCCAAAUAUAUUGGAUUGUCUUCCGUUUAUCAUUGCUUCUCAUUUAUUUGGAGCCUUGUGGUACGGUUUUGCCGUUGACAGAGAGAUACACUGUUGGAGGGAGGCCUCUUUUCUUAUGCCAUGUCAUAUAUCAGAUUUCCACUGUCAUCAUAGCGAUGUAACAACCGGAGUACUUAGAACCUGCAACAUGACACAUAUAAAGGCAUCAUGUGAUCCAAAGGAUAAAAAAAAUUUCGAGUUUGGUAUAUUUCGUUAUGCUCUUCAGUCUAACUUUACAAGAUCAGCAUUUUUCCCUCGGAAGUUCCUGCAAUCUUUUUGGUGGGGCUUGCGCAAUUUGAGUUCCUUUGGUUCAAACUUGGAGACCAGUUCCAAUAUGUUGGAAAUUUGCUUCUCAAUUUUAACUUCUAUAAGUGGUUUGGUGCUGUUCUUAAUAUAUCUCAAUGCAAGGGUGGAGGAGUCACAGAAAAGAUCAGAUCGAAUUAAAUUAAGACUAAAGAUGCAAACGGUGAAUCCAGACAUAGAUAUGUGGUUAAAUAAAUACAAUCUUUCUGGACAAAAUAAGAAGUUGAUGAAGAAGGUGAUCAUGAAAAACGUUCGACAAAAGCUUGAAGAAAACAAAGACGUUGAUGUGCAGAAUUUGUACUCUCUUCUUCCUACAGUAUACAGAAGACAAAUCAUGAGUCUUUCCGGCUUGGCUUGUUUACAGAAAGUAGCGAUGUUCAAAUAUAUGAAGAUACGAGUUUUGAAAGCAAUUGUUAAACAUCUUGAGCUAGUGACAUAUACAAAAAACUGCUAUAUUAUUCGGGAGGGGGAACCACUUUGGAAUGUGAUCUUCAUCACGCAAGGCACUGCAUUGAGCUACAAAACCAGUAAUAAUGUCAAUAUUGGCGGAACUGUAAGCAAUUCCUCAAUCAUUAAGUGCCUUAAGAAAGAUGAUUUCUUUGGAGACGAACUUUUAGAUUGGGCAUUCGUAUUUGCCUCCAUAUCUGAUUUGCCUGUCUCUCCCAAAACUGUCAUGUCUCAAACUAGAGUAGAAGCAUUUGCUAUCAAUGCCAGCAAUCUUAGGAGAGUCGUCUCAAAAUUCCGGUUGCAUUUUAUUCUGAACCUGCCUGACCUAAAGCAUUCUCCAUUGGAGCGUAUGGCAGCUACUUCCUUACAAACAGCGUGGCGUGAAAGAGAAAAUCACAGCAGUGGAUGGAACAAAUUGAAGGAAUUACUCAACUAUUCAUCAGAAAGUGACUGAUCGAUUUCUUAUAUAAAGCAUGCGUCAAGCACUUUUUCUAGGUUCACUAUUAGAAACACACAUAUAGUGUUUGUGUAUUGGCGAUGAUCGGGUUCCUCUUUU
This is a messenger RNA of Rosa chinensis, 2189 nucleotides long. RefSeq names its product cyclic nucleotide-gated ion channel 1. NCBI's taxonomy places the organism in Eukaryota, Viridiplantae, Streptophyta, Magnoliopsida, Rosales, Rosaceae. The record is from RefSeq and is a predicted model, not a curated record. Bases 237 to 2087 code for a protein of 616 amino acids. The transcript is spliced from 7 exons.